Molecule: messenger RNA, 667 nt
Organism: Prinia subflava (tawny-flanked prinia)
Lineage: Eukaryota; Metazoa; Chordata; Aves; Passeriformes; Cisticolidae
Gene: SMIM11
Product: small integral membrane protein 11
Exons: 5
Coding region: 293-481 (62 amino acids)
Source: RefSeq, a predicted model, not a curated record
CACAGGGCUCUGGGACCUCCCCGCGGUGCUUGCCGGAGCAGCUUUAGCGCAGAACUGCUCAUUUUGGGGAGGAAAAGCGGAGCCCUCCCAGCCCCGGCGCCGCAGCCGAGCGGGCGGAGCGGCCCCGGCCGGGAGCUCCGUGCGGCAGCGCCGCCCCCGCCCGCCAUGGCCGCCCUCAGAGUUUGGAGUAUGUGAGAAGCUGCCAGAGGAAUCACUCCUAUUUUAAUUUCUCCUUCAUCAGAUGCUCCUGCCCUGCCCUGUGCCUCCAGGAGUGUGACCCCCCCCAGCAGAGAUGGUGGCCUUUAACUGGAAGGCUCUGGAGAACUUCCCACUGCUGAUGUACAUUUUGGCAGCUAAAACUUUGAUCCUUUGCUUGGCCUUUGCGGGAGUCAAAAUGUACCAGAGCAAGAAAAUUGAGGAGAAACUGAAGAGGGAACGUGAGGAGAGACUGAAAGCAGAAGCAGAGAAGAAGGAUGAGUGAGGAUUCCUUUAGGUUCCUCACACUUGGAUUCCUCUCCCAGGAGGAUGAAGCCUUCCUGGAAAAGGAGGAUGUGUAACUUCAGAGUGACACUUAAAUUAUCUUCGUUUUUCUGUGUACAGCAAAGCAUCUGAGCCUCUAUUUAUGCAAUAAAAAUGCCUUUGUUUAAAAAAUAAAAAUAAAAAACAA